Messenger RNA from Alternaria conjuncta, 1302 nucleotides. RefSeq lists its product as uncharacterized. The transcript has 2 exons. Gene Ontology annotation, cellular component: cytoplasm. The coding region runs from base 1 to 1302 and encodes 433 amino acids. The record is from RefSeq and is a predicted model, not a curated record. Lineage: Eukaryota; Fungi; Ascomycota; Dothideomycetes; Pleosporales; Pleosporaceae.
AUGACGGUUGCGCCGGCAAGCAGCAACGAUGGUCUCGGAGUCAGAAUAACGACACGUCCAGAGUCCAACUCUUUGGACACAGCCUCUGUUACUUCAUCGAUGAGCUCACUCGCUCUAUCUCAACAGUCGACACCAACGAGUAAAAGCUCAGCAACCACAGCCUCUCUCGCUUCAACCCAAACAUCGGCAUCAAAUACUAGUCUCACUCUCUUCGACCGCUCCGGAAACCCUCGCGCCAUGCUAAACUCCUCCGAAAUGACAGCCUUCCGCACCGCUCUCGCAAGCGCAAUGCUCUUUAAGAAACGAGCAAACGUUCACGACGUGACAGUCUUUGGCGCAGGAAAACAAGCGUACUGGCACAUUCGUCUUGCCCUCCUGCUACGCGGACCGGAUAUCCAUCAUCUCAAUAUCAUAAAUCGGGAUUUUGAACGUGUGCACCAAUUAUUGGAGAAACUAUACGAUCCCGACUCCGCUCCUUCAACUUUCAACCCCGAUCCAAACCACGUACCCACCUACCGCCGCGCAUCAGGCUCAGAGGAAGGCUCAACAGGAAAAGAAACCCAACACCAAUACCUCCAUCGCCCUAAAAUACAAAUUCUCACCCCAGGCCACGGCGAAUACCCCCGCCUCCUACAUGCCACCCUCCGCUCCUCAUCCGUCCUAUUCCUCUGCACCGCCUCUCCCACGCCCCUCUUCCCCGCGCCCAUCCUAACGAACCCCGAAGGACGAAAGAAAGGCCGCUACAUAGCUGCCAUCGGUUCGCUCUCACCACUCGCCACAGAACUACACCCAGACAUCCUACGACAAAACGUCGCGCCCGAGCACGGGCACCGCCAUUUCCACAAGCACGCAAAGCAGAGCGGGGCGGUGGUGGUGGAUAGUGUUGAGAAGGCGUUGAAAGAGGGUGGGGAGGUGGUGCAGGCGGGGUUAGGUCCGGAUCAGGUUGUUGAAAUUGGGGAGUUGGUUAUGUUGAAGAGGGAUGCGGAUAGGAGGAGGCGGGAGUGCUUGGCUGGGAAAGGGUUGAUGGAGGCGGAGGGACUGGAUACGGGGGGUGUGGAGUUGGGCGAGUGCGAGAUGAAUCGGAGGGAGAAGACGGAGAAGGCGAGGAGAGGGAGUAGUGGGAAGAAGGAGAAACAUCAUGAAGGAGAGGACAAGGCGCAUAAGAGCUUGAUUGAGUGGUUGGUCAAGGGGAAUGUGAUUUAUAAGAGUGUGGGACUGGGUCUUACGGACGUCGUGGUGGGCGGUGACCUUGUUCGCAUAGCGAAUGAGCGCAGUAUCGGCACGAGGAUCGAUAACUUCUAG